This is a messenger RNA of Dentiscutata heterogama, 455 nucleotides long. The record is from the annotation of a GenBank genome assembly. Lineage: Eukaryota; Fungi; Glomeromycota; Glomeromycetes; Diversisporales; Gigasporaceae.
AGAUACCAACCUCCUUGCUCGGCUUACUUUUAACAAAGCCUAAUAAUAAUAAGGGAAAAUCAGAUGCUGAAAAGGACACAACUGUCUGCGAAUUCAUACUAUCUCCAUCACCAGACAUGGUCGAAGCUAGCACAAGCAAGACAACAACUAUGGAUAGCUCAACUACGGAAUUAUCAGACAAGGAACAACUCACUCUAGUGAACGGAGCAGCAGUGUCAGAUUCUCUGUUAGAAAUGGAUCUACUAGAAGAAUCCGCUGAUAAAGAUAAAACGCUUAUAUCAAUGAUGGAGGAAGAAUGCCAAAACAUCCCAAUGCCAGUUGAUGCAAUCACAAAUGACGACUUAGAGGGUUUUACUCCAGUAACACAUAAGAAAAAGAAGAAACUCAAAAUUACAACAGCAGAAGCAAACAGACCAAGUCCUUAUCAGAAGAAACCAACAUCAAAAAAACAUUAA